Molecule: messenger RNA, 1278 nt
Organism: Mycotypha africana
Lineage: Eukaryota; Fungi; Mucoromycota; Mucoromycetes; Mucorales; Mycotyphaceae
Product: glucosamine-6-phosphate isomerase
Exons: 6
Coding region: 55-1092 (345 amino acids)
Biological process (GO): N-acetylglucosamine catabolic process; N-acetylneuraminate catabolic process; carbohydrate metabolic process
Cellular component (GO): cytoplasm
Molecular function (GO): glucosamine-6-phosphate deaminase activity; identical protein binding
Source: RefSeq, a predicted model, not a curated record
UCUUCAUUUUUGAGUGAAAAAUCAACUAAUCUAUCUUUCAUACAACGAGCAAUUAUGAGACUUAUCAUACGAAAUGAUUAUGAUGAGGUGUCUGACUGGGUUGCGCAUUAUAUUAAGGAACGCAUAAACCAAUUUGCACCAACCAAAGAAAGACCUUUCGUCCUUGGUUUACCCACAGGAUCCUCACCCAUGAAUGUUUAUAAAAGACUUGCAGAAUUUGUUAGAGAGGGAAAGCUUUCUUUCGUUAAUGUAAUAACAUUCAAUAUGGAUGAAUAUGUUGGUCUGAAUCGGUCGCAUAAGCAGUCUUACUAUUCGUUCAUGUGGAAACAUUUAUUCCAAUAUAUUGAUAUCCCAGCAGAAAAUAUCAAUUUUCUAGAUGGUAAUGCUCCCGAUUUAGAGGCCGAAUGUAGACGUUACGAGGCUGAGAUCGCACGGGUAGGGGGCAUUGAGCUCUUUAUUGGAGGAAUUGGACCAGAUGGACAUAUUGCCUUCAACGAACCUGGCUCUUCGUUGACAUCCAGAACGAGAGUAAAGACUUUAGCUUAUGAAACUAUCAUUGCCAAUACACGGUUUUUUGAAGGAGAUAUUACUAAAGUGCCCAAACUAGCAUUGACUGUGGGAGUAGCCACCGUAAUGGAUGCCAGAGAAGUAUGCGUUAUCAUAACAGGAGCGCACAGAAGUAUUGCUUUGGCUAAAGCGGUUGAGGAAGGUAUCAACCAUAUGUGGACAGUAUCAGCUAUACAAAUGCAUCCGAAAGGAUUAAUAGUGUGUGAUGAAGACGCGACACUAGAGCUUCAUGUUAAGACUGUAAAAUACUUCAAGUCAAUUGAGCAUGUACAUGAAUUGUUGAUCGGAAAGGAAAAUUUAGGCUUGCAGGGAGAAUUGUUAUCGACAAAGAAGAUACAGCGCUCAGACAAGCUGCAGAGAGGAAUGCUGGCUCGAAAAUUGAUGAAGAAUGAGGAGUUGCUGUGCGAUUCAAGUAGCAAUAAAACAUCUAGAGAAGACGAUGACGAAGACGGUCUUUCAGUGUUUGAUUCGAUACACGCUGCUCGUAAAAGAAGAAGGAUAGCGGCUUUGGACUCUGUCGCCUAAGUCACUUUCUGUCCAGCUAACUCUCUUUAAUAUCUUAUACAACGAAUUAUGUAUUCGUCCAAGACUUGCAAUCUCAUUUACCUUAGUAUAUCCCUAUAUCCUCGUAAUCUCCGUGGCUCAGCCAUUCCAUCAUCAUUUAACAUCAUAUUCUGUAUUAAUAUAAACUGUCAAUGCUUUUUUUUUAUU